Messenger RNA from Pomacea canaliculata, 1361 nucleotides. RefSeq names its product zygote arrest protein 1-like. Gene Ontology annotation, cellular component: cytoplasm. Gene Ontology annotation, biological process: translation. Gene Ontology annotation, molecular function: mRNA base-pairing post-transcriptional repressor activity. Bases 188 to 748 code for a protein of 186 amino acids. The record is from RefSeq and is a predicted model, not a curated record. The transcript has 5 exons. NCBI's taxonomy places the organism in Eukaryota, Metazoa, Mollusca, Gastropoda, Architaenioglossa, Ampullariidae.
UGGCCAUUUAAAUUUAGUACUGAUGAAUAUGUUGUGAUCGGCAACAGAUGUACAGCAGACUGAAGAACCAUUGAAGAGGCAUUGUGGUUAUGCAACUGUUAGUCAUUCGUGCUCUCUGUCACCUGAUUCGCAGUCUGCACAGGGUUACCUGUAUGCCUCUUUCUGAAGACACGACAAAAUAACGGAUAUGGCCGGGAUGUGGUGCGAUAAUUGUGCGAUUGAUAAUUACGACGACGAGAUAUGUUACAACUGUGGAGUUUACUGUACUUAUCCCGACGAAGAAUAUUACGAGGACGAGGACGAUUACUAUGAUAACUUUUACGGAGAGGAAGAUGGUCAGUAUUAUUACGAAGACGACUACAACGACGAAGACUAUGGGGAAGAAGAGGAGUACGAAGAAGAAUUUGAUUAUUACAACGAUGAAGAUGAUCAUCGGGAGAAAAGGUGCUACGGUUGUUUCCAAUGUCCGAACUGCAGAAAGCGGUGGGACAGUGCGUAUGUCUUCUGCAGAAAACAGCGAGGCUCUUUACGACCCCUGUACAAACAAGCCUGCAAGGCAUGCCGGGUCAGUUGUCUCCCAUACAAAGUGAAGCCGUUGCGGUGCUCGCAGUGCUGGGAGACCAACUGCACCUGCGACAGACGACACAGUGAUGUCCACAAGCCGCAUCGUAGCGACCUCUGCCAGAGAUGUCGGUCUGGUCGCCCCUGCACCCAGACCUAUGGUCCUCCCUGCCCCUGCCCCUACUGAGCACAAGGUGAGGGAGGGGCAGACAACUUGAGUGUAACAGAGGGCAUUGUAAUUAUUGUUGUUACUGAGAAUUUAAUAAAUUAUUUUUCACUCUUUUUUUAUCUCCCUCCUCUGUCUCUCUGUAUAUACCUGUAUAUCUUUCGUUACAAGUGUUAGGAUGUAAGUACAGUCAUUUCUUAUUAUUAUCUGUGUACAUUUAAAUUUACGUUAACUUGUAUAAUUUUAGCCUACUUACUUUUGUUGUUGUUAUUAUUAUUAUUACAUGCAAACUGUAGUUUGUAAAUUUCAUUCUAGCACUGUGUUUUUGUAUUUAAAAGCAAGGACAUGGAUUGGGAAAUACAUUAUUGGCCUGAUUUCAUUUUUUUAACAUUCCUUCAACAGUAUAUAUAUAUACUCAGCUUUGUUUUUUCGGUAGGGGAGGCCUCAGAAUGUAGUUGUUUGUUGGCCGAAAGCUAACCCGUUGAUUAUUACAAUCAAAUGUUGCCUUAGCAUGCUUUUUGCAUUGUUUAUACUCGCGUUAGUUUGUUAGGUAGCAAACCAUAACUGUUUCACAUUUCAGUUUCCUCCCUUCAGACGUGGGCAAGAACUUGACACUGAAUAAAAUGAAAUUAAA